AAGCUGCGGAUUGACAGCUGCAACUCUACAACAUUGUCUUGACACCUUCAUCAACACGUCUAAAAAAGCGCCCUAAUAGCCCUCGCCCUGCCCGGAUUUCCUUUUUCCUCAACAAACGCCCGAAUACGCAACGCUCUCAGCGAUACAAACGUGUUCCUCUCCACACCCGAUAGCAGCCUCCAGCUCCGACUGCCGAACACAUCCGAUCGACGUCUUUGCCCAUGGCUACGACAGACUUUAUAACCGAAAAUCACGACGAUCGCGCCCAUAGACGAAGACCGUUUUCCACUUGGGUCAAGAAGCUGACAAGCUUCAAAAACUCCUCAGAUAACGACCGAACAAAACGAUACAAUAAAGUUAAGCGUGGCCAGAAACUCAACAACCCAUAUCCAGAAUCCGGCGUUGUUAGCAGGAAUCAUGGCCAGCAUCUCGCACACAGUGUAACGUCAUUUGGUACCCAGCAAACCGGCUUCCAGUCUGUUGGCCAGUCCACACGAUACUCGGUCGAGGAUCUUGUGCCUCCUACUACCGGAGGCCGGAGUAUAGCUGGAACUUUUUCAUCAGAGGGCGAGCGGCCCGUAUCUCUUACCGCACCAAGUCAUGGUGCCAGCUCGCUGACAGGCACAGCGCGGACCGUCGGGGGAGGUUUGGACUCGCGGCAUGGAGGCGACAGCACAUUUUCCAGCCCGGCGCCUUCGGUUCGAUCCUUGGCCACGACUUUGACAACCAUUCAGUCCAUUGCGCCCAACGGGCCACCAGCUGCGUCUUCGCAUAACACACAUUCCGUCCAGUUCAGUCAGCCGUUUCCAACCACAUCACCUGCUUCGGCCGUCCCUCCCCACCUGGUUCCUACCACGCAUCCAACCACAUACAACAGCGCUACAGCAAACAAUCUCCUGACUGAUAAUGCGUCCAUAUUGACCCUGGCCUCGUCGAGCAAGAGACGUCGACGUCGGUCAAUGGAUACGGACGCCUCGGUUCGAGCUUUAGCCCCAUCAUCACUGUGGGGAGGUAGCCGAGAGAGUCUGCCACUCAGUGUUCUAAGUUCCAACAUUGAAGCGACUACCCCAGGCAUUCAGUCCAAUGCCAGCAGAUUAGGAAUGGAGAGAAGCAGCAUAUACUCUACAACGGGAGUCACACCAGCCCUACCGAGUGAGCGCAACAGCUUAUAUACGAAACAAGUCCAAGGCGAUGGUGCCAGCGUUAGAAGUGGUUUCCAUGGUCAUGGGCGGCCAGGGAGCAUCAGUGGAAGUCUUGCGGGCGUGACUGGUACGCUAGCAAGCCCUCGUGAAGCCCAUGACGAGAAACAGUUGGGAGAAUCCAGCCAGGGCGACAACCUCUAGAGCAGGAGAACUUGCAUGAGCCUAUGGAUUUAGAUGAAGAAAGGGGUUAUUCCGGUUAUUAUAAUCAACAUUGGAGACGGUUUUUUUUAAUAUUGAUAAACAUCGCCAUGGUCAUUAUUCGGCGACUUGACAUUUGGCCUCAUGGCUCUUUUUUUUAGUACGGUACAGGGCUAUUUCUACUUGCUUGCGUUAUUUUCUGAUUUUUAUAUUCCCAUUACACAUUAUUUGCAUACCCAGGUACAAUUGCCAUCAAUGAGGAAUACAAUAUUAUAUUACUACAAUAUCAUGUCUGGAAUAUAGGCUGGCACACUGCGUAUAACGACAACCCACUCGUUAUAAACGUGUGCGUGCGAGCUACAUUGGAACCGGUCCCUCAGAUAACUGGGGUUCUGAACACCUAUAUAAAAUAGAAGAUUUUAUUCUUUAUCAA
Messenger RNA from [Torrubiella] hemipterigena, 1773 nucleotides. Lineage: Eukaryota; Fungi; Ascomycota; Sordariomycetes; Hypocreales; Clavicipitaceae. The record is from the annotation of a GenBank genome assembly.